AUAUAAAAUUGGCCACAUAAACUCAUAGAAUAUAUUAAUUAAUUCUAUGAAUUCACAAGACUUAAAUAUUGUGUAAGCGUUUGUGCUUAAUAUGUCAUAUGGUGGAAGCAGUGGACAAGAAAGUGAUAAAAAUGGGUUUUCAUACAUGGACGAGAUUCCUGUUAAAAUAAUUGAAAAAUAUAAACCUCCUAAAAAGAUAACAUUACCUGGUGUGUUACAACAUAAACCUACAUCUAAUGCAUUAAAAAUCCAGUAUGAUUUUAAUUUGGAAAAAAAUGUACUUGAAAAAAUGGCAACAUGGAGUAAAAUACGAGAAGAAGCUAAAACUAGACGUCAUAUACAGGCUGCUGAGUUUAAAACACAAGAUUAUUUAGAUUUAGAUAAGUUAACACUACUAAAUCCAGCACAACCACAAAAUACUCAAGUUUUACAACCAAUACCUGCUCAACAAAUGAACUUAAACAUGUCUUCAUAUGAUACCAUGCUCACUAAAAAUAUAAAUAUAUCAGAUUUUGAGUCCGAUACAUCCAGUCCAUUUGACAAUAUGGAAUUAAAAACUAUUAAUGAUUUAGAAGAAUUAGCUUCUGUCUUAAAGCCAACAUCACUCUACGAUAAUACUAAUGUUAAAAAUUUUCAACCAUCUGAUAUUAAUGUUUCUCAAUAUUAUUCAAAACCUAUUUACAAUAAUUAUUCAGAAAAUUUUAAUAGCAAUGAAUUUUUAUUUAGUCCUAAUACAAAAACCAAUCAGACUGUUCGUUCUAUUCCUAAAUCCAAUUUAAAUGUUACUGAUAAAAAUAAUGUAGUAACUUUGCCACCUGUUACUAUGCCAAAUAUUUUAUUACAAUUGGAGGCUGAUUUAAAUACUUUAAAGUAUAAUGAUGAAUCACCAAAUGAUCCACAAAAAUCUUUACCUCACAUUACAACAAAUGGAUCUAAAUCACCUACAUGCUCAUUUCCUAAUCCAUACAGAUCACUUUCUCCAACUAGUCAAUGUUUAGCAGAUCAAAUACAUCAAAUGGGCUUUCCUUUAUCACGUGCUGCAAGGGCAUGUAAACUAUUUGGUAAAGAUGAAUCUAAGGUGAUAGAGUUUUUAAUUCAAGUACAUUCCAUUGAAGAGACUAGUGGCUAUGCUGCAGAUCGUGUAGAACAAGCAUUAGUGGUUAAUAAUUUUAAUCCUGAUCAUGCAAUUACUUUUCUUAAAAAUGUUGAUAGGCUUAUUGAUUUUGGAUUUCGAGAAGAAAAUAUAUGCAGUGCACUAGUGAAAUGCAAUAAUGAUCCUGAUAAAGCACUUGAUAGUCUUGUGUCUUAUUAAUUCAUGUAUGCACGAGGAUACAUUAACCUUAUGAUAACUAUGUACAAUUCAGAAUUGACAGCCAAACAGGUGUAUUAGAUUUGUUGUGAUAUAUACAUUAUACACAUAUUACAAAAAUUGAAACAUUGUAUUUUAAAAUUGGUAUACAUGUAUAAUUAUUAAAAUAAUCUUUUAAUUUUAUGUAAAAUUGCUUUACACUGCUUUAUGUUCCCUACUUAUAUUCUGUUACAGAAUUUGAAUAUAAUAUGAAUAAUUUUAAGUAUACA
Molecule: messenger RNA, 1578 nt
Organism: Melanaphis sacchari
Lineage: Eukaryota; Metazoa; Arthropoda; Insecta; Hemiptera; Aphididae
Product: ubiquitin-associated protein 1-like
Exons: 5
Coding region: 92-1312 (406 amino acids)
Biological process (GO): ubiquitin-dependent protein catabolic process via the multivesicular body sorting pathway
Cellular component (GO): ESCRT I complex
Molecular function (GO): ubiquitin binding
Source: RefSeq, a predicted model, not a curated record